UGCAUUAUUUUGCAUAUAUUUAGUUUGGUAUGAUUCGUUUGUGAUAAUCUAUGCUAUUCGCGAAAUAAAAUGUAAUUGGUUGUGGGUCCGUUUCUCUUCAUACCAUUUCCAUUAGAAAUCUAAUGGCAGAUUUUGUGUUAUCUGCAACUGGUGUUGAAGCCUGUUAUAUGAAAUCAGAUGGAGACCAUCAUGGAUUGCAAAGACAAGCAUAGUAUAUGUAGAUUCUUAUUUCAAGCUGACAUCAGUCUACAAUUUCACCAGAUCAGACGUAGUAAUCAGUUCUAAAUAUUUAGCUAAACAGACUGAUGAGUAGGUUCUAACUUGGUGGCCUCACGUUGUGAGCCAUAUCAAGGCGUUCAGGUCAAAAUCAAGUGUAAUGACUUGUAAUUUGUUUAAUAAUUCUACUAGAAUCCAGUUAUCUACACGGUCCACUUUUUUGAUGGCAUAAAUCGUUUAAGCAUGUGGUGCCUCCGUGAGUUGGCACCAAUAAAUAAAAUUUAACUUCGACCCAGUCUGUGAAAGACAUAGGUUCUGAGAGUUCUUAAUCAAAACUUUAGACCCUCAUUUCCGCUACGAUCAAGUGUAAUUAUGAACCUAUGUACUUAGUUUUGAACGAGACUUCAAUUAUGAAAGAUAGUCCUACUGAGCAAAUACUGAAGGCGAAUAGUAUGUGGAAAAUAGGGUUAUUUAACCACCAAGCUUCUGCAUGUAUUAUGGGUGGUUAAUGUAUUAACAAAAAUUUUAACUGCCCCAUAAUUACUAAACUGUUAUCCAGUGGACUUUUGUAUGAUCUACUGUAGCGAAACGAUAUCAUGUCAAGAGAAACGUUUAUACUGUAUGGGUUGCAUUCUUAAUGUAGAAAAAAGUAGUUUUUAGUCACUUGUUUCUAGUGUCAGUUUGUCAUGUUUAUUUUUUACCUAGGUGUAACUCAAAAAUCCGUUCGUAAGGCGAUACUUUUUUCUUAUUAGCCGAGGGCUGAGUCGAGUAUAUUGUUGCAGGGAAAUGAUGAGCAUUAAAUAAUCGAAUUCCCUAUUGCAUUGAUGGUUUUCACUUGUGAACUUAAAUGCAGAUUCUAAUAGUAGCUGUAAAAUAACUUCAUUUUCAAGGUACUAUUUUGAACAUGCCAUUCUUCUGUGGUUUUGUAUCUUCCUUCCAUAACGUGUUCAUCUGAAUUAUUGUUCUUUUGAUAAGCUUCUUAAUUGUUUCAGAUAAAAAAAAUAUCAAACUUUUCCUUCAUAAUUUAGAUUUUAUCACCUGAAAGAAAAUGUGGAUGUAAAGGCAUCCGAAGUUGUGCAAUUUGUAAUGAUGACAACCUUUCCAAAGAUGAAGCAGCACAACAACUUUUGGAGUUCACAUUUUGUCCAUCUUGCAAUAUGGCAGUCAUUGAAACGAACAAUACAAUCAAAGAGUUUCAUGUUCAUCAAAGUGGUUUUCCUUUCAUAAACAUCGAAGUUAUUCAAAAUUUUAUCAAUGAAGAUGAAGAAGCAAUGUUAAUUGAAGACAUUGAUAAACAACCAUGGGUUUUAUCUCAGUCUGGAAGAAGAAAACAGGAUUAUGGACCAAAAGUGAAUUUUAAACGACAAAAAGUGCAAAUAGGAGAAUUCAGUGGUCUACCAGCAUAUUCUAAAUUCCUUAUAACACGUUAUAAUGAUUUGAUCAAAGAGAAGAGCACAUCUCUUCAUCAUCCUGAAUUUCUUCCAGUAGAAUUAUGUAAUCUGGAAUAUAAAUCAGAUCGUGGAGCUUGUAUUGUACCACACUAUGAUGAUUCAUGGUUAUGGGGUAAUCGAUUGGUGACUGUUAAUUUAAGUGGUGAUACUUAUUUAACUUUCACAUUACCGACAAAUGAUAUAGUGGAUGGUAUAAGCCAUGAAUUGAAACGUAUUCAAUCCUAUGUACCAAAUAUUUCUCGGGGCUCAUUUUGCGUACGUGUACCAUUGAAUAGACGUUCACUUGUAGUGGUUAGUGGACCUGCACGAUAUAUCUGGCAACAUGAAAUCAGGAGUUCAGAUAUACCUACACGACGUAUUGCUAUGACAUUUCGUGAAUUAAGUAGUAUAUUUUCUCCUGGAUCGAAUAAUAUGACAGAUGAACAAACAUUUGGUAAGAAACUUUUAGAAAUUGCUUCCAUGUACAGGCCAUAUAUAUGA
Messenger RNA from Schistosoma turkestanicum, 2147 nucleotides. The record is from the annotation of a GenBank genome assembly. Lineage: Eukaryota; Metazoa; Platyhelminthes; Trematoda; Strigeidida; Schistosomatidae.